Molecule: messenger RNA, 1404 nt
Organism: Macrosteles quadrilineatus (aster leafhopper)
Lineage: Eukaryota; Metazoa; Arthropoda; Insecta; Hemiptera; Cicadellidae
Exons: 2
Coding region: 352-1293 (313 amino acids)
Source: RefSeq, a predicted model, not a curated record
UUGUGUUUAUGUUAUGAUAAGGUUAGGUGGAUUUAGUUGUUUUGAGAGAGAUGUUUACUGGUAGGCUUUAACUUGCAAAUUAACUUAAAUAAUAAUGUUGCAGUACUUAGCCUUACAAGUUAAACAUUAUUUUGUGAACCUUCAUUGUGGCGUGUUAGGCCUAAUAUCAAAAGCUGUAUCAUAUUUGUUAAGCUAUUUUAGGUUAUCCUAAGCUACAUUUAAAGAUACAAUUUUGAGGUUUUAGGCCACUCAAUUUUAAUCUAGGCAUAACUUACUCUUUUUUAUGAUCCAUCCAGGCCUACAUCCACAGAUUAACCUACAUGUAUCCAAGACUUCUUUACUUGAGUAAGAAUGGAUUUGAUUCAGUUCUUGAACGAAACUGAUGGAACAGACAAUGCCAUAAACUUUUCGAUGAAAUAUGGGAUACUUCCCGAUAGAGCUCCCAAAACGUGUGUUAAGUGUGGUGGAGUUGAUUCUCUGAGGAUAAACAAAUAUUCAAGAAAUCCACAGGUACCUUACAUCUUCGUUUGUAGCCAAAAAAGUUGCCGCUGGUCGGUUUCCAUAUCAAGAAACACAAUAUUUGACAAACUUCACUUUCCCUUAUCUCACGGAUUGCGCCUAAUAUACUUCUGGCUCUUAAAGUUGUCUGUUCAGGACAGUUCUGACCAGUUACAGUUACCAGAACACAUAGUAAACGAGUAUUACAAUCACUUCAGGCAUGUCUGCGCCUUUAUAAUUAUCAACUACACCCAACCCAUUGGUGGGCCCAAACACAUAAUAGAGAUGUGCGAAUUCCAUCUUCAAACCAGGGAGGAAUCUUACGAUGUCUGGAUGAUCACUGGAAUUGACAGAAGCAAUGGGGAAAAUUUUGUCACUCAUCUGUCAGUUAUGGAUUCAGAAAAUCUGUGGCCUAUCAUAAAGAACUACAUUCUACCAGGAAGUGUGAUUGUGACUGACAGACACAAGGAGUUUACUAGGAAAGAAAAGGAAGCAGAGAAUCCAAGUUUGACUUUCUUUCCACCUUCAAAAAAACUGCGCACAGAAGAUGACUAUCACUUGGAUGCCAUGUGGAAUAAUUUAUUGGACUAUGUUGAGAAGGAAAUACCUCCAAACACAACAGAUUUGAGAAAGGAAUUGUAUGCGUACCAGUUUUUCUAUUUCAACAGAGAAGAGUAUUGUCAAAAACCAGCAUCACAACUCAUUUUACCAUUUUUAAUCGAUGUAAAACAGGUAUACCCGGGGUUUGAAAAGGACCCGUAUUUAGAGUUGAGGAAAUCAUGGAAGAAGCAUUGACUUGACAUUUUUCUUGCCUGAUUUGAAAGUUUAUUGUUAAAUUUGUUUACUCAUGUCAAAGCAGUGUUUUGGCUAAUUCCUUAAAAGUACAAAGACAUUUCUUCAAAGAUA